AUGCUUUUCCACACGCUGCUCGCGGCUGGUCUCCCUCUCACUACGGCCUUAACCCAUGCCGCUCUGGACUCACAACCAGCCGCUGCUGAGCUGUCACUCGACAAGAGACAGUCUAUAUGCGGCGUCUCUGGCUACGAUGAUGACAAUCACAAGCCAUUCGAAGUCAUCCUGAAGAAGGCGUGGAAUGCGGAACAAUGUUCGGCCUAUUGCAAGAGCAGGGCGAGGUGUCAGAGCUUUGCCAUUGGUAACGAUGAGUGCAAGCUGUAUUGUGAACCCGUGUCUGGAACUUACAAGUCGGGCCGGUCUCAGUACAAGUUCUACGGGAGAGAUUGCCCAUACAGUCCUUCCAAGCAGCUUGUCUCCCACAAGAGUGUCAACCACUGCUACAACAGUCACUACGAGCCUCUGAGAGUCCUAGUACGACAGCCUCUGCGAGUCCUAGUACGGCAGCCUCCACGACAGCCUCCCCGAGAGCCUUCACGACGACAGCCUCCACGACGACAGCCUCCCCGACAGCCUCCACGACAGCCUCUGCGAGUCCUACUUAUCGACGCCAGCACCAGCAGCAUCUGGUCGAAGAACUCCGGCACCACCAUCGACGCGGUGAAGACACAAGACAGCCUUCCCGCCACCGAAAUCGCAAUAACCUGCGAAUUUCUCCCCGAGACUGCCAACACGCUGAGCUGUGAAGACCCCACGAACACGGCGGUCAACAAGCUCGGCUUCUGCGCAAGUCUGGACAACAGUCUGGCCCUAGCGGACGGCGGUGCCGACUGCACAUUCUACAACUACCGAGCCGUGUGCGAGACAAGCCCUUUCACCCCGCCCUUCCUCAUCAGCGCAACCGACCCCGCCACGGGAAGUUUUCUAGGCUACAUCACCGCCGCCUACUUCUCCUUUGGCAUCCGGGACCUCACCACCACAGCCUCGGAAGCCCUGCAAGUGACCUACGACCCGUCCAGCGGUGAGACGGGACACCCAUCCCAAUUGACCAUCACGUCUCUCAACUCGGCCGACUAUCAAGAUCUCACACUCCUCUCCAUUCUAGCCUUUGUCCAGACUUCCGAGGACAAUCCCCCGCAGGACAUGCGGUCUGGAUCGAACAAGUACGUCAGUGGAUGCAGUAACAACACCACCACCUGCCCCUAA
Zymoseptoria tritici IPO323 is the source of this 1149-nucleotide messenger RNA. RefSeq lists its product as uncharacterized. The record is from RefSeq and is a predicted model, not a curated record. NCBI's taxonomy places the organism in Eukaryota, Fungi, Ascomycota, Dothideomycetes, Mycosphaerellales, Mycosphaerellaceae. The transcript has 4 exons. The coding region runs from base 1 to 1149 and encodes 382 amino acids.